Messenger RNA from Anopheles coustani, 468 nucleotides. RefSeq names its product dachshund homolog 1-like. Lineage: Eukaryota; Metazoa; Arthropoda; Insecta; Diptera; Culicidae. The transcript has 2 exons. The record is from RefSeq and is a predicted model, not a curated record. The coding region runs from base 1 to 468 and encodes 155 amino acids.
AUGGCCGCAUCCGGCCACUACUACCACACGUACGUCGGGACGGGCGGGGUCGGCGGAGGAGGAGGAGCAGGAGGACCGGGAGGUGCUGUGAUGGUGACCUCGGGAGCCUCGGGAGGCGCCACGUCCAAGGAUCGCAACUCGAUCGGACGCGUCGCCAGCUACUCCUCGAGUCAGAAGAGUGCCGGUAGUGUGGGGGGCGGUGUGGGGGUUGGUGCCUCCGGUGGUUGCAAGGAAAAGUCCUCGCAGCAGCAACAACAACAGCAGCAACAGUACUACUACCACCGUACCGCCAGCAGUAAUAGCGACUGCGAGGACUCGAUCGUGCCGGAGCGGAUCACGUGCAUCUCCGGGGCGCAGCAGCACUAUCAGCAGUAUCACCAUCUGCCGCAGCAGCACCUGGAGAACCUGAUCGGCGACGCCGGAACCGGUUUCGUGUCCGGCUCGGCCCAGAUAACGACCAUCUUGUGA